Molecule: messenger RNA, 1791 nt
Organism: Phytophthora sojae
Lineage: Eukaryota; Oomycota; Peronosporomycetes; Peronosporales; Peronosporaceae
Exons: 5
Coding region: 1305-1556 (83 amino acids)
Source: RefSeq, a predicted model, not a curated record
GACUGAAGCUACAACAGACGAGCGUGUGGCUAUAUACAUUAAUCGAGUGUUAAAAUCGGUGUAUCAGUACGACACAAAGCGAGAGCUGACGCAAAGCCUACAGUCACACUCAGCGCGCCGAGGUGGCGCAGCGCAUGCAAGCUCCAACGCUAGCGUCAACCUGGCUGAUUUGGCCCACCGGGGGCUCUGGUCCAUGGAUGGAUUUGCUACCUUACUCGAAUACAUAUCGCCAACGACGGCUAGCGGCCAGAACGUUGCAAAGGUGCUCGGAGGGUGGGCGGACACAAAGCAGGCUGGUCACCCGCCUACGCUUGCCGAAAGGUUUCGCGGACUGUCUUACCGCGACUCUGCUGAUGUACUACCGCGACACGCUUGCUGUCGCACCGCAACACAUCGUCCACCAAGAACUGGAGCGGGUACAUUCCUCUCUGCACUCGCAGCUUGAAUGUCAGGAUGAGCUGCUUGACUGGGGAAGCAAGAUUCGCAAACGCUUUGUCACCGACAACAUCCUUUCACUUUGCCGAAACGCUGGAAAGGCUACUCAUAGGAUACCAGCAGCUGGUGACCUCCAAUGAGGAGCUCAGAUGCAUGCUACAUCUUGUGCUUCGACGGCUUGAUCGUCAACCAGAAGGCAACGCUUCCUCCACCAAUGCGACGGAAGGUAGUCCAGAUGCUGAAGUUUCUGGCGGGCUCUCUUGCGAUCCCCUCAGCUUGGUAAGGCGUGACCCACUAGCUUGACGAAGCUGAAGGGUAAGCAUCUCUCCGAUGUUCUCGUCCAGUUCUACACAGAAGGCCGGGUUAUAUUCCAAAGGAACGAGGAAAUCGCGGGCAGAAGGAUUGCCUUCGAGCUGUUAAAAUCGUUGCCUACGUUGCCGACUUAGCCAGCAUCCCACCAGUUCCUCCAUUAUCGCGAGAGGUGGACAGGGUUCAAUGGGUAUCGGUAUAGUCAAAGCCUGGGGUGAGCUAACUGAUCAGCAGUGGGCGGCUUUUCGCUCACUACCGCGUAUCCGAUUCUUAGCAGCAUGAGAGAGAUAGUUGGAGGCCUCUUGGUCAAGUUGGGAUUACACAAUGCAUAUGUAACUUGAAUACACGUCAUGCCACCUUCGAUGCACCACUAGCUCCCGAGAGCACCACCAGCUUCAACGACAUGAGCAUCGCCAGAUCGGAGUGCACCACGAGCUCCAAAAACAACGCUGCAUCCGCGAGCACCACAGACUAAUUCCGAGAGCGGCACGAGCUCGGAGUACCCCACGAGGUCUGACAGCAGCACGAUCUCCAGGAGCAGUACGAGCUCCAAGUGCGCCAUGAGCUGGGAGGGCAGCACGAGCUCCGAGUGCGCCAUGAGCUCCGAGUGUGCCAUGAGCUUCGAGGGUAGUACGAGCUGCAAGGGCAGCACGAGCUCUGAGUGUACCACUAGCUCCGAGUGCGACAUGAGCUACACGAGCAUCACUGAGGCCACGAGCACCACCGAGAUCACACCCACGACCAUCUACAUGAGCCCCUCCAGCUCUGUGUACACCACGAGCGAGCUUCGAAAUCACCACGAGCACCACUGAGUAACGUCCGCGAGCGCCACCGAGUCCAAGAGCGUCACUAACUGCACGAGCACCACCACGUCCGCGAGCCCCGCAAAAACUCCAGCUCCGAACGCAUCACCACACCACCAGCGAGUCAUCUCCUCAAGCGCCACCGAGUCUGCGAACACCACCAGCCCCGAGAGACAGCACCGAGUCUGCGAACACCACCGAGCCCGCCAGUGCCCCACUGUGUGAGCCCCCUCCUCUUCCUUGC